AGGGGUUGAAAUACGGGUUAGGCAACUCUGCCGGUUGUUCUAUCCAGCUGGUGAAACCCCCUCUUGACGGUGGAGUCUUGUGCCUCCAGUCUGUGUUUUUUCUCAACAACGCCUUUGGCCUGACUUGCGUGCACCUCUGCGGAUAUCUGCUAGACUCUUGUCCGCCCUCUUGCCUUCUCGACGAGCUUUUUUUUUUUUGUGCGACGAUUAUUGUCGGAACGCCGCGCCUCCGCGAGAUUUUGCAGGGAUAUUGCAGCCGCCUGGGCAGGGGGUGAACGGGGACGAGAAGUCAUAGACAGGUUUCUACCGGCAGUUAAGGAGCUCCUAAGCCCGGGCGGCUUCUUCUACAUGGUGGCUGUGGAGGACAACAAUCCGACAGAAAUCAUUUCCGUCAUGCGGGGCUACGGCGUGCACGCUGAGGUGGUUCUCCGUCGGAGGGCGAAAAAUGAAGCACUGUGCGUCAUCAAGAUGCGUCACCAGGAGUGAACGAAAGGGUGCUCGGAGUUUAUCGUGUGGGAUGUUCACGAACGAUUUACUAAACCCUUUUGGGUCUAGCUCUUAUUUUUUUCGGCAUAAAAA
Messenger RNA from Ectocarpus siliculosus, 579 nucleotides. The record is from the annotation of a GenBank genome assembly. NCBI's taxonomy places the organism in Eukaryota, Phaeophyceae, Ectocarpales, Ectocarpaceae.